Messenger RNA from Echinococcus granulosus, 834 nucleotides. RefSeq names its product myelin proteolipid-related protein. Bases 1 to 834 code for a protein of 277 amino acids. The transcript has 5 exons. The record is from RefSeq and is a predicted model, not a curated record. Lineage: Eukaryota; Metazoa; Platyhelminthes; Cestoda; Cyclophyllidea; Taeniidae.
AUGUGGUAUCUACAAGUAGCCGAGUUAUUGGUAUGUGCUGUGGUGGUCUACUUUGCCAUUAUGAUGCUCUCCUUUGCCAUCGUGGUGAGCAAACGAACUCGUGGAAGGCAUCACCGAGUUCUUGAAGAGGGCUGUGUUAUGGGUGGACGCAAAACUGCAGCAUUCUUCCUGUGGACAACCUUCCUCAUCCUCUUCUUUUGGCUGUUGCUCUCUCUCCUUCUGGCGGUGCCUAAUGUGGCCUGGUGCAUGAUUGCCAGUGUGUGUGAACACGAGUUGGCAGGAGUCUACACCGGUCCCGGUGUUCGGAGGCCCGGCUUCCAUCAGAGCAACAUUCCGCUGCGACCCUUUUGGGAGGAACCUGGCUAUCGACCCCCUGAACGUCCACGCUAUGAUCCAGCCUAUGGGAGGCAAAGUCUACCCGUACCUCCACCUGCUGGAUUAUCUUUUGGUGGUGGAGUUCCACCGGUACUGGCCAAAGCAAAUGAAUCCCUCGUGGCGCAGUUUGGCAUUGGACGAAGCGAACCCUUCUACUAUGUCUUCAAUCUUACCUCCUAUGGGAUAUACAUUCAGCCUUGGAAAUACCCACCCAACUGGAACGUGCAGGAGACCAUAAAAACGCAGGCCAGAUUCAAAAUCUUCUGCUCCGCGAUUAAAACGGCUGGUUCCCUUUACGGCUGUGCACUGGGUGGAGCAAUACUGGUCGAUGUUGGUCUGUCACUCUUCAUGGUGGUGAUGUCAAGCUACAAGACCCUACUGAAACUUAUGAAAGCCUUGACAGACUACAAGCAGGCGGAGUCUUUACGGCGUUCUAAUGACAAUGUAGAGGCCCUCUAA